Molecule: messenger RNA, 519 nt
Organism: Lactuca virosa
Lineage: Eukaryota; Viridiplantae; Streptophyta; Magnoliopsida; Asterales; Asteraceae
Source: the annotation of a GenBank genome assembly
AUGGACGAGGAAGGCAUCCCGCCCACCGCCCUUCGCGAGAUCUCUCUCCUCCAGAUGCUCUCCAAUUCCAUCUAUAUCGUCUGCCUCAUCUGCGUCCAACACAUCCACCAUAACGACAAACCCCUUCUCUACCUCGUCUUUGAGUAUCUGGACACCGAUCUCAAGAAGUUCAUCGAUUCUCAUCGCAAGGGCCCUAAUCCCUCUCAUCUACCUCCUUCUCAGAUCCAGAGCUUUCUGUUUCAGUUGUGUAAAGGUGUUGCUCACUGCCAUGGUCACGAUGUUCUUCACAGAGAUCUGAAGCCACAAAACUUGCUGGUUGACAAAAUAUCUAAUUUGUUCAUUUCUUGGCUGGAAUGGGAGAAGGAAGAACACGAAUGGGGGAAAUGCCCUCUUUUUUUGUUGGUUUGCUGGGUACAUAAGGGAAAGAACAAGAUUGUUCUUGUAUUUCUUGACUGGAAUCCAUGUAGAAUGAAAGGAAACAUGGGGUUCAUUAAGAGGAAACGUAGAAGAGAGGGGUGA